CUCAUCAUAAAAUACUCAGAUUGAAAAAACCUUUGAUCAUGCUUUGGCCAGUUCCAGCCCUGCUGUGGAUACAAGUGGACCAAUGACUUUGAGUUCUAAUUUUGUCCCAACUUCUCAGGCAUCUCAACCAUCUGUGACUCAGACACUGAAUGAAUCCUUGGAUGAGGAAGUUAUUUUCCUUGGUGAUGAUGAAAACAUUUCCUUUGAUCCUCUCUGCGACACACUGAUAUAUCUGCCUCGUAGUCCCGAGCAGCAGGAGUCACAUGAUUUUUUCAAUGCACCAGAAAUGGAGAAUCCAGAUUCUGACACUUUGCCCACCAACUGUGGAUAUGAUAAUCAUCUUGAGAGUGAGUCCACAGUACUUGACCUCCUGAAUCAGGAAACAAGUUCCAACCACUCCUCAGCAUCCUGCUUGUCUGCAAAUCAUUAUGACAGCUUCUUUGACAAUCCAGAGAACAGCGUUGAGACCAUUACUAUUCGGGGAUACAUUGUAUGUCACACAUGAUUCAGGUAUUUUCAGAUGAGAAUAUACUCGAUGACAACCUUGAAUUCAGACGUGUCCUGCAAAAUGGUGAAUUAGAGACUGGGAUUGGAAGUGGGCUUUUGAUGGACUGUCUUACUGAUUUCUGGAAUAAUUUCUAUGCAUCCACAACCUCAGGAACCACAUACAAGAUCCCCAAUUUACAUCAUGCUUCUCAAGAAGAGGAAUGGAAAGCUGUGGCCCGCAUUGUGGCCUUUGGAUGGCGAAGAUUUAAAUACCUGCCUAUUCAGCUUGCGCCUGCAUUUCUUUACGAAGCCCUUUCAGUUCCUUCAUCAACCUGCAGCCUGAUGGAGACAUUUUUCAACUAUAUCAGCCCGACCGAGAAAGAUGCACUUUCCGAGGCUUUGAAUGAUUUCAGGAGUGCUGAUAUGGAAGAGCUUCUCACCAUUCUCAGCAGUCACAACUGCACCAUUGCACCAAUGGAACAAAACUUACUAAGAUUGUUUGAAGAAAUUGCUCACAAGGAGUUAGUCCAGGAACCAUCAUUUAUACUAAAGUGCUGGAAACCAGUCCUGAAAAGCAUUGGAGAGUCACUGAGUGAUGGAGUGCUGGACAAGAUCCUGGCUGAUCUUCAACCAAAGGCAAGAAAUGUCACAAAGCACAUUCAGUUUCCAAAGACAAUGUCACCAGCGGAGAGCACCACGUCUCAUCAUCUUCUCAGGUUUGUCAGAGAACUUGACCAGAGAGAACUUGGGCUGUUCCUUUGGUUCUUCACUGGGUGCGACCUUUUUCUGUGUAAAACUCUCAAAGUGUCAUUCACAGACAACAUGAUGACCGAAAUCUCCAGACGACCUGUGGCCCACACACGUACUUGUGUCCUGGAACUUGCAACCAACUACAGCACUUUUUCAGAUUUCAGGUCAGAGUUUCUGUCUGUGUUGCAAAGUGGAAUAUGGGUGAUGGAUAUGGUCUAGUGUAUGUGACAUAGUGAAGACCCAAAAAAUGGCCAAGUCUCAUUUCUACAUGUGAAAUAAGCUUUUAAUAUGAUAUGUCAAACCCCCAAACAACAAUAAUCACUAGGUGUCAGUAGCCUAUUCAUUUACAAUACUGGUUCGAAAGACCACGAUAUGUUAUGCUCUGUCCAAACUUUACAGCAGUGGCCAAGUAUUUCAAAGACUGCAAUAUGUUGGGACGCCAAACUUGACCAGAAAUAUUUCAGUCAGUUUCGGCCUGCUCAGCACAGCAGGCCCUUCAAGGCAUGACCCGGAGUCAUGUUGUCUGCGAAUACUGUCCCCCGUCAUGAAGGAAACAUGACCCCCGCCAUGGUGGAGACGCAGCAGACUUUGAAGCUCUCUAGAACAAAGAGAGAAACUUCUUCCUCUCAGCAGGAGGCCACCGCCAUCUUGUCCCCCAGAACCUCAAGAUGGCUGCCCAUGUCCUCCACCAUGUGCUCAGAACAAAGAAACCCUCACGUAAUGGCCGCUCAUCUCUCCUCACACCGCAAGAAAACCAGAUAAGGGUGCAAUACCACCGCCAACCUCACGAGGGUGCUCGUGAGGCCCCUCCCCAGAGCAGAGGCUGGAGGACCCAGAUCACCGUCUGAUUGGCCAAGCAGGCCCUGCGGGCGGGAGCUCCGCCUGCCAGUCACAGAGACGUCACGAGACCCGCCAUCUUCAGUUCAGCUUGAGUUUCUGUCUAGGUAGGACGUGCGCAGCGCGUCUCUCCCACGGACCAAACCCGGUACCGAACUGACCCCGCUGGCCGGGACGUCCGGGACCAACUCCCCUCCUUCACCGGUGAAUCCCUUUUCCCAGCGGAGCAGAACGGCAGGGACUCCCCUGGACCGGACUGAAGACACCAGCGGAACCACACCGCUACGGCUCAGAGCUCCUCCGUUCUCCUCCCCCCCGCAGCCGACCAAGAACGAACUGAGGGCCCGGACCAGAGAACCGGAUCCCUCUUUCCCUCCACGUGGACCCCUCCAAGAGCCCGAGGUUCUGUUGGACGCAACAGAACCCGAUCGAGAUCAGAGCGACGGCUUUGAUCUCCCCGCCGAACACCUCAUCAGCCACAGGACACACGCAGAGCAGCUGAGAGCUACUAAAUCCUCCAUCACACAGAGGUGAGCCUUGGGCAGGCUUAUGGUGCGUUCACACCGGACGCGAAUAGCGCGGCGAGAGUGGCCGCUUUACAUAGAAAAUAUAUGGUUUUCACGCGGCCAGAAAGCGGCGAGCGGUCACGCGGCGCGAAUUCAGCGAAUUGAGCGGUGGCCGCUCCCGUGCGAAUCGCUCUACUCACGCCGCUCAAAGUUGGGAAAGUUGAACUUUUGAGCGAAUUCGCGAGUGGCAAACCAAUCGCAGACCCGCUCUAUACGACGUUGUUUAUGACGGACCGGAGCCCCCGCGAAACACCAGAAAUGGAUGAGAAACUGAUAACAGCGGUCUGCGCUCGCCCUGAGCUUUACGACCCUUCGUCGUAUUUUUAUCUCGUAUUUUUAUCGGGACAGGAAUAAAAAGGAGCUUGCUUGGGGGAAGAUUAGCGAGGAGGUCGGGUCCCCGGGUAAGUUUUGCUCACUUUUUACGUGAGUGUGCCUUGUAAAUAUGUGUAGCUACUCAAAUCUGGUUAGCACAAUGUUAUCUACAAUGCUACUGCUCGUUCUCCGUUCACUAGUCAAUGUGUGUUUAUUCAGCUGAAGUCUGCAAAAAGCGGUGGAAAAACCUGAGGGACACGUACACCAAAGAGAGCAGGAAGGAGAAAGACAGGAGGAGAAGCGGUGCAACAGCAGAGUCAGCACAGAGGUGGAAGUACCUUGCUGUCCUGUCUUUCCUCGAGCCCUUCAUCACCCCCCGGGAAACAUCGGGCAACAUGUCCCAGGGAGGGGCCGAGGGGGAUCAGGCAGCAGGGUUCAGCCCAGAGCCGGAGGAAGACGCAGCAGGGCUGUUAGGUGCAGGUCGGUGGUAAUGACAAGGAAAAAGAGCAUAUUUGAAAUGGUAGAGAAAAAAAAAAAUGCUUUGUCUGCCCAGUUUGCUGUCUUUUUUAAUAAUAAUUGUCAGAAUUGUCAUUAUUUCUGUCAUUAUUAUUAUUUUUGUUAUUAUUUUUAAUUCAUUAUUGAUGAUAGUAGUAGUAUAGCAGUAAUUUUAGUAAUUAAGUAUAGAAGUGCACAUUGCAUGUGGCAUGAAAUCAUUUUAACUUUUGUCAUGAGAGAAUCAGACAUUGAGCCUGACACCCUGCCUGGCCCAGAGUCCCCCGCUGCUGCUUCUGCUUCUCUGUGCUGGAUGACCCUGCUGCUGCAGCUGCAGGCCCACCUAAGAAGAGGCAAAGAAGGAGGCCCCAGUUCUCUCCAGGGCUGUCCGAGUAUGAAUGCCAGAUCAUGGAGGAACUGAGGGCCAGCAGGGAGGCGCGAUUGUCUGGUCCAACAACACCUGAUGACCACUUCCUGCUUUCUUUGGGGCCUCUCCUGCAAAAAGUGCCACCUCAUCUCAUAGAUUUUUUCAAAUUUCAAAUUCACAAAAUACUUUACGAGAACAGCACUAUAACGCUGAAUUUGGAACAAUCGGAGCCUUCAGAGUAAUUUUUUACUAAACGAGGUGACAUCUUUUGUAGGAGAGGAAAGACUUCUUUAUGUGUCCCUCAUUUUUUCCACCGCACCUCCUCCAAGCAAGCUCCUUUUCAUUCCU
This is a messenger RNA of Salarias fasciatus (jewelled blenny), 4158 nucleotides long. RefSeq lists its product as uncharacterized. Lineage: Eukaryota; Metazoa; Chordata; Actinopteri; Blenniiformes; Blenniidae. Bases 493 to 1455 code for a protein of 320 amino acids. The transcript has 2 exons. The record is from RefSeq and is a predicted model, not a curated record. Gene Ontology annotation, molecular function: ubiquitin-protein transferase activity.